AUGGAAGUGAACAAUGGAAAAUAUAAUGAAGAUAACGUUGGAGAAGAUAAUGAAGAUGACGUCGGAGAAGAUAAUGAAGAGUAUGAUGAAGAUUAUGAUGUUGGAGAAGAUAAUGAAGAGGAUGAUGAAGAUUAUGAUGGUAGAGCUCCAUCAAAAGGAGGAAGUGGUGGACCUUUGGGCAUUAACAUGGAACAACAUUCUGGAUCAAGUGGUGGUAGAGGAGAAGGGUUUCAAAACCCUGCAUCAAGUGGUUCAGAUGGAUCAAUAUCUAACAAACAGCGUCGUAAGAGGAAAAUUUUAGAAGGCAACGUUGAUGAAGGAAAUGAUUAUAUAUCUACCUCUCGACCCGUUGGUUUUGGGUACGGUGCAGAAACAGAUACGUUCGGAGGUGGUGAUGUUGUUCUCGUAACUCCACCCAAAAAAUAA
This is a messenger RNA of Brassica oleracea var. oleracea, 426 nucleotides long. RefSeq names its product nucleoplasmin-like protein ANO39. Lineage: Eukaryota; Viridiplantae; Streptophyta; Magnoliopsida; Brassicales; Brassicaceae. The transcript is spliced from 2 exons. The record is from RefSeq and is a predicted model, not a curated record. Bases 1 to 426 code for a protein of 141 amino acids.